Rangifer tarandus platyrhynchus (Svalbard reindeer) is the source of this 729-nucleotide messenger RNA. The record is from the annotation of a GenBank genome assembly. Lineage: Eukaryota; Metazoa; Chordata; Mammalia; Artiodactyla; Cervidae.
AUGGGGAGGCUGGUGAGGGCAGGAGGCGGGGAGACGGGGAGGGAGCCUGCCCCCAGAGAUGACACGCACCGCUUCCUUCUUGUUCCCUGCUUUCGAGUUUGCUUUAUUCCCAUCCUAACCUGGUUUACUCCUUCCUCUGCUUUCUCCCUCCAUCUCGCCGUGUUCCCUCCUCCCGGUUGCGUUGCAAAACACGGCCAUGCCAUCUGCAAGGUGUCGCGAUGCACUUCCCCAAAUAACCAGUCCGGCGCGCCAGCCCGUAGUCACCCUCCCGUCUGCGGGCGCACACCAAGUGGGGCGCCCUGGGUGCCCUGCACCAGGCCUCGCAGCCUGGGCGCAGUUGCACCGCGCGGGGCGGGGCGCAGCAGUGCGGGCUCCAGGGGGACAACCGCUCCUGGGUCCCGACACUCGGACCGGUUUCCGGCACACGCGGGGAAAUCGCCUCCCGCCAGUGUCUGCGCACUCGCCCCCGCCUCCACCGCCUGGAUUGCAUUAUUAUUUUUAUCCUGGUUGCAGUUUGCAGCCGAGAUCCUGGUGAGCCCGGGGCUGGCCGGACUGCUGGUGGGGGGUGGGGGGGGGGUGGCGGGUGGAGGGAAGUUGGACGUGGAUCAGGCAGGAAAAAAAAAGUUUGGCAGGGAGACUAAGGAAGGAGGGAGGGUGGGAGGGGGCGGCGAGCUCCCGCAGCUCGCGUCUCGGCGCCCUCGGGGCAGGCGCGAGUGUGUCUGCGCGUGA